Messenger RNA from Necator americanus (New World hookworm), 429 nucleotides. RefSeq lists its product as uncharacterized. The transcript is spliced from 2 exons. The record is from RefSeq and is a predicted model, not a curated record. Lineage: Eukaryota; Metazoa; Nematoda; Chromadorea; Rhabditida; Ancylostomatidae. Bases 1 to 429 code for a protein of 142 amino acids.
AUGUGUAACACGAAUACGGGGAAAUGCGUUGACGUCAGAACAGCGAUCGACAACUUUUUAGUAUCGCAGAAACCUGGAUCUUGGCCGAAGAUCUAUUUAGACGCCCAUGAUGGAAGCCUACUGCAAGGACGGAGGAGGCUACAACGUGAAGGCUCCCAAAUCGUGGAAACUUCGUCAUACGUAUACGUCGGACGUUCUAUGAACAUGGAAAACGACUUGAAGGAAGAACUGAAUAGAAGAAUGAGAGCAGCAUGGGCAGCAUUCGCACCCGUCAAGGAAGCUACGGACAAACUGACGAACCAAGAUCUUCGUCCCCAUCUGUUUGACUCUGCAGUUCUUCCAGCGCUCUGUUACGCAGCGGAGACGUGGGGAGACACCGCUGCCACGUCUAGGAAGCUACUUACUACCCAUAGAGCCCUUGAGAGAUAG